AUGCGCCGACCGGUGAACUACGGCGUUCGCAUCGUCCCGGAGAAGUCCGUCGUCGUCAUCGAGCGGUUCGGGAAGUUCCACACGACGCUCGGCGCGGGGAUCCACCUUCUCGUGCCGCUCGUGGACCAGAUCGCGUACGUGUGGCACCUGAAAGAAGAAGCCAUCCCGGUGGCGAAUCAAACCGCAGUGACCAAGGACAACGUCGCGAUUACGAUCGACGGCGUGCUGUACGUGAAAGUCGUGGACCCGUUCAAGGCGUCGUACGGCGUGGAGAAUCCGAUAUACGCGCUGUCGCAGCUCGCGCAGACGACGAUGCGAAGCGAGAUCGGCAAGAUAUCCCUGGACAAGACGUUCGAAGAGCGCGAUCAUCUCAACGCGCGCAUCGUUCAGACCAUCAACGAAGCGGCGACGUCGUGGGGGCUGGAGUGCAUGCGUUAUGAGAUCAGGGACAUCGUGCCCCCGACCGGAAUCAAGGUCGCGAUGGAGAUGCAAGCGGAAGCGGAGCGUCGGAAGCGCGCCACCGUGCUCGAGUCUGAGGCGGAUCGCGAGAGCGAAGUCAACCGAGCCGAGGGCGCGAAGACGAAGGUGAUCCUCGAAGCGACCGCGGAGGCGGAGAGCAUCAAGGUCAAGGCGACCGCGAUGGCGGAGUCCUUGGCUGUGGUCGGCGGGCAGCUCAUGGAGAAGGGCGGGAUGGAAGCCGCGCGCGUGCGCGUCGCGGAGCUGUACUUGAAGGAGUUUGGAAACAUCGCCAAGGAAGGGAACACCGUGCUGCUGCCCGCGGACGCGGGGAACCCGGCGAGCAUGGUCGCGCAGGCGAUGGCGGCGAUGGGGGCGACGGGCGGGUUCGAUGGGUUCGGUGGGCACGGUGGGCUCGGCGGCGGCGGCGGCGGCGGCGUGGUGAACAAGGCGACGAACGCGAGGAAGAAGGCGGCUAUCGCGGAUGAAGAUUUCGGCGGCAUCGCCGCGGGCGACGGCGAGACGACGUCGAAGGCGAAGCCGUCGAAGCCGUCGAAGCGUGCGGGUAAGCUCGACGACGAGGAGUACCGCACCGCGAGGUCCUUCAUGAAGGCGCUCAUGGGCGAGGUGGAGGAGCGACCCGAGGCGGAAACGAUGCGGCAGAGGGCGAAGCUGUCGCGUUAGUCUCAAACGCGUGUACAUAAAAAACGAUCAGCCUCGCCUCGUCGCGUCGGGCUCGAGUUCUCAUCUC
Messenger RNA from Micromonas pusilla CCMP1545, 1207 nucleotides. RefSeq names its product band 7 stomatin family protein. The record is from RefSeq and is a predicted model, not a curated record. Gene Ontology annotation, cellular component: membrane; mitochondrion. Gene Ontology annotation, biological process: mitochondrion organization. The transcript has a single exon. Bases 1 to 1140 code for a protein of 379 amino acids. NCBI's taxonomy places the organism in Eukaryota, Viridiplantae, Chlorophyta, Mamiellophyceae, Mamiellales, Mamiellaceae.